Molecule: messenger RNA, 1635 nt
Organism: Tetrahymena thermophila SB210
Lineage: Eukaryota; Ciliophora; Oligohymenophorea; Hymenostomatida; Tetrahymenidae
Product: protein kinase
Exons: 9
Biological process (GO): protein autophosphorylation
Cellular component (GO): plasmodesma; plasma membrane
Molecular function (GO): ATP binding; transmembrane receptor protein tyrosine kinase activity
Source: RefSeq, a predicted model, not a curated record
AUGUAGGGAUUAGCUCAAACUCCAUUUGACUUAUUUGAACCACAAUAAAGGUUAUUUAGACUGCCAUAAAAGAAGAGUGGAGUGCUGAAAUAAUAAAUUUUUAAAGAAUUUAUAGAAAAAGCUUAAAUAAAAAUCAAGAUCUUAGAUGAAGAAAAUGACAACGAAGUUUUAUUUUAUACGCCAAUACUAGAUAUAUCUAGUUUUGGGUAUCUUUCCCUCAUUAUAUUAAAAGAAUCUUCAUCUACCAUAAUACUCAAACACACAUUAUGCUACUGUAAUGGAAAACCAUAUUUAAUCAAAGAUCAUUAAAUAAGGCUGCUUUUUACAAGAUGCCUCAAUAAAAUCAACAAUAUUGAAAAGUUUUCAAAAUAUGCUAUGAAUCCUCGAAAUGGCGAAAUUUCUCUAAAAGAUGCACUUUUUUUUGAGAAAGAAACAUUUCAAAAAUUUAAUGAAUCUCCUUUAUUAGCUAUUAAACCUAUGCUAGAGCUAUACAAUCAAUAAAUACACAUACUCAAAUAAUAUACAAAAUUAAUUCUAGUUGUGCUUGAAGAAUUACCUUAAAUAUUUAAUUAAUACUCAGAUAUUAGUUUUUUAUCAUUGAAUCAAAUUAAUUUACAACUUUUAAAAGUUAAGAUGUGGUUAAUUGACCCAGACACUUUUGAAGAUUAGUCUGAAAUAAAUGAGUAAAUAAAAAGACAAUCCUAAAUAGUUUAAAAGAAAGAUGAUUUAAAAAUACUUAACGAGAUAGAAAUUAUUGGAGAUAUUUAAAAUAUAGAGCAGAUUAAUAAAGGAGGUUUUGGUUCAAUAUAAAAAGGCAAAUUAGAAUAUAUAAUGAAUGGGAAAAGGGAAAGCAAAUAGUUUAUCAUUAAAAAAGAUAGAGAAGACUUGCACUAUUAAGUGAAAAAAGUUCCUCAUGAAAUUAAUAUUUUGAAGUAAAUUAAAGAUGAGUCUAAUUUGUUCAUUGCAAAAUAUUAUUAUUCAAACUAGCCAAAAUAUUAAAAUAUCCUCUUUAUGGACAUGUACCAAUAUAAAUCGCUUGAUAUAUUAAAAUUAUAGUUUAGCUAAACUAUGUCAUUAAUAACUAAAUUAUAUAUUAUGUGGUAAAUCGCUUAAGGGAUUCAGUUUCUUACAUCCAAAAAUGUAGCUCAUCUUGACUUAAAACCUGCUAAUAUAGUCAUUUCAAAAGGAUAUUUAGCUAAGAUUAUAGACUUUGGUGAAGCUUAUCAUCCAGAUGUAUGUAAUGGAAAUCCUAAUUACAAGCCAGGAAGAACACUUCCCUACACUCCUUACAGUAAUAAUAAUGAUAGAUAGGCAUCAUAUAAAAAUUUAGAUAUAUUUAGCUUUGGGAUGGUCCUUUCAGAAAUAGUUUUCGAUACAUAUCCUGUAGAUUUCAAAAGAGGAGCUUUACAUAAGCUUGAAGAGAAAUUUUCAAGAGGAGAUAUAAGGGGAAGAUUAGUUAAAAACUAUUAGAGACAUUUCGGACCAAAACAUAUUAUAAACCUUCUCCAUUGCUUAAUCUUUCGUUGCAUAGAUGAAAAAGAAAACAGACCUACAAUCGAUUGGAUUAUUUUAAUAGUAAAAACAUUAUAAAAUUAAGUAGAAAAAAUAUUUUCUUAUCAUUUUCCUUACAAAUGA